Molecule: messenger RNA, 2198 nt
Organism: Rosa rugosa (rugosa rose)
Lineage: Eukaryota; Viridiplantae; Streptophyta; Magnoliopsida; Rosales; Rosaceae
Product: exocyst complex component EXO70H1
Exons: 1
Coding region: 144-2015 (623 amino acids)
Biological process (GO): exocytosis
Cellular component (GO): exocyst
Molecular function (GO): phosphatidylinositol-4,5-bisphosphate binding
Source: RefSeq, a predicted model, not a curated record
CUUCACAGAACAAUAUUCUCCAUCUCAAACCCUCUCUCUCUCUUCCACAUCACACAAACCAAACUCAAAGCAAUAUUCUCCACUAACAUCUCUCACACCUUCUAAACUUAAUCCAGUGAAACUGAGAAUCCAAGAUAUUGAAAAUGAGGAACUUGUUCUUUAGAUCAGCAUCUCCAUCGCCUUCAAACUCUCCAUCCAGAAGCACCAUACCACCUUCCUCACCUCGCCACAGCUUCUCCGACUCGUUGAUGGAGGAGAACAUUGAAAUCGCACAGACUCUUAUCACGAAAUGGGACUCUUCCGACGCCUCGUCUUAUACAAAGAUCACCUCUCUCUUCUAUGACAACCGCCAGGAAGCCAAGCUGUAUCUCAAAUGCGUCACGGACUUACAGUCGGCCAUGCACCACUUCGUUAAUUCUCCAGACUCCAGCGCGGAAAAGCUAAUUAAGGCCCAAACUUUGAUGCAGACGGCCAUGAAGAGACUUGAGAAGGAAUUUUACCAGAUUUUAUCGGAUAACAGAGAGAAUCUAGACGCCGAGACAGUGUCGUCUAGCCGCUCUUCUGAAUCGAGGGCCUCCCCUCCCCGAACCCCGACUCGGUCCAGCGUUUCGGAUUUGGAAUCUGAAUCCGAGGACGAGUCGACAUUUCUGGAAGGGGAGCAAAUUGCCACUAUUCCUAUGAAGGAUUUGAAAUCCAUCGCGGACUGUAUGAUAUCCGCCGGCUAUGGAAAAGAGUGCGUCAAGAUCUACAAGAUCAUCAGAAAAUCGAUUGUGGACGAAGGACUGUACCAUCUCGGAGUCGAGAAGCUGAGCCUCUCUCAGGUUCAGAAGAUGGACUGGAAAGUUCUGGAGACGAAAAUCAAGUACUGGCUUAACGCCGUCAAAGUCGCCGUGAAAAAUCUCUUCUACGGCGAGAGGAUGCUCUGCGACUAUGUCUUCUCCGCCUCCAAUUCCAUAAGGGAGUCUUGCUUCAGCGAGAUUUCCAAAGAGGCCGCCAUGACACUGUUUGGCUUCCCGGAAUUGGUGGCCAGAUGCAAGAAAUCUCCAGAGAAGAUGUUCCGGACUCUCGAUUUGUACCAGGCCAUAUCCGAUUUGUGGCCGGAAAUCGAGUCCAUAUUCUCGUUCGAAUCAACCUCGGCCGUCCGAUCUUUGGGCGUUAGCUCUCUCAUCAAACUCGGCGAGGCCGUCCGGACGAUGCUCGAGGAUUUCGAAGCUGCCAUUCAGAAGGACCAUUCCAAAACCGCUGUCCCAGCCGGUGGGGUCCACCCUCUUACGCGUUAUGUCAUGAAUUACCUCACCUUCCUAACGGAUUACACCGAAAUACUCGCCGAUAUUUUCGCCGACUAUCCGCUGACGCUUCAGACCCCGUUGCCGGAAGCCUACUUCGGCUGCUAUGACGUCGAUGAGUCGCUGAUUUCAGUACGGAUCGCUUGGCUGGUUCUUGUGCUGCUCUGCAAACUGGACGGUAAGACCGAGCUGUACAAGGACGUGGCACUUUCCUAUUUGUUCUUGGCCAAUAAUUUGCAAUAUGUUGUCGCUAAGGUUCGUAACUCCAACCUCAAGUACUUACUCGGCGACUACUGGGUCGGCAAGCACGAGUCCAAGGUCAAACAAUACGCCGGCAACUACGAGCGCAUGGGAUGGAGCAAGGUUUAUGCUUCAUUGCCGGAAAAUCCAACGGCUGAGAUUUCCUCCGACCAGGCAAAGAAAUACUUCAAGCAAUUCAACGCAGCGUUUGAGGAAGCGUACAAGAAGCAAUCCUCAUGGGUCGUGACGGACCCGAAACUCCGAGACGAGCUCAAGGUUGCGGUUGCGAAGAAGCUGGUGCCGGCUUACCGGGAGUUUUACGAGAAGCAUAGAGUCGGGUUGAGGAGGGAGUGCGGAGUGGACUCAUUGGUCAGAUAUGCCCCUGAGAAUUUAGAUAAUUACUUGUCGGAUUUGUUGUAUGGGGCCUCAGGGGCAGGGAGCGUUUCGUCAUCUUUCUCGAUGUCGUGUUCGAAUUCACAGGGUCGUUGAGACGUUGAGGUCAUCGGCCCUUUCGGAAUCAUUGGUGGCGUUUAGUGAAUAUUAGGAAACAUUAGGACAACAGAAAGAAAAAAAGUUGUAAAGAAUUAUUAUACAAUGUGCAUGCAUAGUGAGUGUGAUACUUUAUAGAAAUUGAAUAUUGAUACAUGAAUUCUUCUUUGUUUUGAAAAGAAA